AGCCCCAUCAAGGCCUCCUACCUCCCUCCCUCCCUCAUUUCAUUUCCAUUCGGCGAUCUCUCCUCGAGGUAAAGAAGACAAGAGCCGGCGGAGAUCCCCCCUUUCUCCCUCCUCCUCUCCUCGUCGCCAUGCUCUCGCUAAAUCGAAGCGGCUUCUUGCGAUGCGACGAGAAGCCAGGCCUGCUUGUGUCGCAGAGGCGGCGGAUGCCGCUGGCGCCGGCGGGGGUGCGGUGCGCGGCGAGGGGCGGAGGGGAGCUGAAUGGGAGGGGGAUAACGGUGGACAACACGGUCAAGGAGCUCAGGGGCGAGGCCGAGCCGGUGCUCGAGCCCAAGUCCGCCGGAGGCGUCGUGGAGGACGCGCACGGUGAGGACGGGGACGUGGAGGAGCAGUUCAUCAUGCCGUGGACCGUCUCCGUCGCCAGUGGUUACUCGUUGUUGCGGAAUCCACAACACAACAAAGGGCUCGCUUUCAAUGAGAAAGAGAGGGAUGCCCACUACUUGCGAGGCCUCCUGCCUCCAGCAUGUGUUACGCAAGAGCUUCAGGAGAAAAAGAUUAUGCACAAUCUUCGCCAAUACCAGGUGCCCCUGCAACGUUAUGUGUCCAUGAUGGAUCUUCAGGAGAGAAACGAGAAGCUCUUUUACAAGCUGCUAAUUGACCAUGUUGAGGAGUUACUUCCAAUUGUUUAUACUCCUACUGUUGGUGAGGCUUGCCAGAAGUAUGGCUCCAUCUUUGGGCAUCCUCAGGGUCUCUACAUCAGUUUGAACGAGAGGGGGAAGAUUCUCGAAGUCUUGAGAAACUGGCCCGAAAGGAACAUCCAAGUUAUUGUGGUCACAGAUGGUGAGCGGAUUUUGGGUCUCGGAGACCUUGGCUGCCAGGGAAUGGGAAUUCCUGUGGGCAAGCUUGCUCUAUAUACUGCUCUUGGGGGUCUGCGUCCAUCUGCUUGCUUACCUGUCACUAUUGAUGUGGGGACCAACAAUGAGCAGCUACUUAAGGAUGAGUUCUAUAUUGGACUGCGCCGAAGAAGAGCUACUGGUCAGGAAUAUGCUGAGUUGAUGCAUGAGUUCAUGACUGCUGUGAAGCAGAGGUAUGGGGAGAAAGUGCUCAUUCAGUUUGAAGACUUUGCUAACCAUAAUGCAUUUGAACUGCUUGCCAAAUAUCGUAAAACGCAUCUCGUGUUCAAUGAUGACAUCCAGGGCACAGCUUCUGUGGUUCUUGCUGGGCUUUUUGCAGCUUUGAAUAUAGUUGGUGGAACUCUGGCGGAGCACUGUUUCUUAUUCCUUGGUGCUGGGGAGGCUGGUACCGGUAUCGCAGAACUCAUAGCACGUGAGAUGUCAAAACAGACAAAAGCUCCAUUGGAAGAGACUCGGAAGAAAAUUUGGAUGGUGGAUUCAAAGGGCUUAAUUGUGAGCUCACGCAAGGAAUCUCUUCAGCACUUUAAGAAACCUUGGGCGCAUGACCAUGAACCUGUCGGUAAUCUCUUGGAUGCUGUCAAGGCUAUAAAGCCAACCGUAUUAAUUGGCUCCUCUGGAGUGGGAAGAACUUUCACAAAGGAGGUGGUUGAAGCCAUGGCCACAUUUAAUGAGAAGCCCAUAAUUUUGGCUCUCUCCAACCCGACCACACAGUCCGAGUGUAGUGCAGAAGAAGCAUACACAUGGAGUAAGGGUCGAGCAAUAUUUGCUAGUGGGAGCCCGUUCGAUCCAGUUGAAUAUGAUGAAAAGAUUUUUGUGCCUGGCCAGGCAAACAAUGCCUAUAUUUUCCCAGGAUUUGGCCUCGGGUUGGUUAUCUCUGGAGCUACCCGUGUGCAUGAUGACAUGCUCCUUGCAGCCUCGGAAGCAUUGGCCCAACAGGUGACACAAGAGAACUUGGAUAAAGGAUUGAUCUAUCCACCCUUCUCAAAUAUUAGGAAGAUAUCUGCUCAUAUUGCCGCUAACGUCGCUGCUAAAGCAUAUGAACUUGGUCUGGCAAGUCGGCUCCCAUGUCCCAAGGACCUGGUGAAGUACGCAGAGAGCUGCAUGUACAACCCUGUUUACCGCAGUUACAGAUGAAUGGGUCUCCAGUUUUGAAUGAAUACUAGUAGUAGUAAUUGUAGAUCUCAGUAGCGAUAGAUGUUGUGGAUGUCUUUGUUGCUGUUGCCUCACUAUAUUGUUGUAUGACCUUUUGCCAAUAUGAGCUGGAACUAAAAUUGUUCUCUC
Messenger RNA from Musa acuminata AAA Group (dessert banana), 2192 nucleotides. RefSeq names its product NADP-dependent malic enzyme-like. The coding region runs from base 129 to 2045 and encodes 638 amino acids. The transcript has 20 exons. Gene Ontology annotation, cellular component: chloroplast. Gene Ontology annotation, biological process: pyruvate metabolic process; malate metabolic process. Gene Ontology annotation, molecular function: malate dehydrogenase (decarboxylating) (NADP+) activity; NAD binding. The record is from RefSeq and is a predicted model, not a curated record. Lineage: Eukaryota; Viridiplantae; Streptophyta; Magnoliopsida; Zingiberales; Musaceae.